CGUCAGACCGACAGACACACAUUAUGUCCAAUCAGACUUUGGCUAUUUGGUUGAGCGACAUCCACACUAGCCAAUAGAAUUCUAAUUUCUGAUACCAGCUGCUCAAUCACAGGCCGCUCUAUCCUGGAAGGGGAGGGCCUUGUUCUCCCUCGGCUUUGCCCAGUCCGGAUGUUCCCCAGUAGCGAAUAACGAGCAGCAGUGUGUGAAUGUGGCAACUGAGGUAGACAGGGAGGGGUACAUAGACUGACCAGACCAGGUUUUUUUUGUCUUUUUCUUUCUCUUUCUUUUCUUACCGAGCCAAGUGUUUCCUCUUUACAUGACGCCACGGUUGUAAAGUAGUUUGUAGACGUGAAAGCCCGACCGCCGCUGCCUUUUCUUGGGACUAACCGAUAUCGUUGUGAAAACAGCCCAGAAGAAAGAAGGAAAGGGGGAAACAACAUGGGGCGAUUAUAAAAAAAGGAGGUGUUGUGUUAUGAACCGACGAUGACUCUCUGGGAGGAUCCGUGAAGCUUAUUUAUUUUUAUUUAUUCUCCCUCUUCCCUUUCCCUCGUGUCCCAUUUUUGGUUUAUUUUUGAUUUUUCUCCUCCCUUGCUACUUUGGGAGGUUGGUUUUUUUUUUCAAGGAAAAGGCAACGGGAUACGUUACAAGAGGACCGAAGGAUGGACCAAGCCGGCAUCCUGAGAAAGUUUAUCCAGGGGGUGAAGGCCAUGAGCGAGGGGGACGAGGAGAGGGGAGAGGACAACUUCGGCAGCGACUUUAUGCGGUUACGGAGGUUAUCGACUAAAUACCGGACGGAGAAGAUCUACCCCACCAACGUAGGAGAGAGGGAAGAGAAUGUCAAGAAGAACAGAUAUAAAGAUAUACUGCCAUUUGAUCACAGUAGGGUGAAGCUGACGUUAAAAACAUCCAAUCAGGACACAGAUUAUGUCAAUGCUAACUUCAUCAAGGGUAUGGAUGGCCCAGAGGCCUAUAUUGCAACUCAGGGCCCACUGCCGAACACUGUCAUCGACUUCUGGAGGAUGAACUGGGAGUACAACGUAGCUGUUAUUGUAAUGGCUUGUCGAGAGUUCGAGAUGGGAAGGAAAAAGUGUGAGCGGUAUUUCCCGCUGCUCGGGGAGGAGCCCUUGAGUUUUGGCCCCUUCAGAAUCUCCUGUGAGGCAGAGCAGGCCAGAACAGACUACUUCAUCAGGACUCUGGUGGUGGAGAAUGAAAAUGAGAAUGAAACUCGGAGGAUAACACAGUUCCAUUAUAUGAACUGGCCGGAUCACGACGUCCCCUCAUCGUUUGACUCCAUACUGGAUAUGAUCGGACUAAUGAGAGAAUACCAAGAGAACGACGAUGUUCCUAUAUGUGUGCACUGCAGUGCAGGCUGUGGGAGGACGGGAGCUAUCUGUGCAAUCGACUACACAUGGAACCUCCUCAAAGCUGGGAAAAUACCAGAAGAUUUUAAUGUUUUUCGGUUGAUCCAAGAGAUGAGGACGCAACGACACUCUGCUGUACAGACAAAGGAGCAGUACGAGUUAGUUCAUAAAGCGAUCGCCCAGCUCUUUGAGAAACAGCUGCAGCUACUGGAGAGCCCCACCAACACGCAGAUACACGAUGGCAUGGUUGAGAGCAGUCCAGAUAAAGCAAGCCACCCGUCAGAUGAGGACAGAUGGGACACACCACCUCCGAAACCUCCCCGCAUUCGCAGUUCCCAGGCAGAAGGUGACGUGAAGGAGGAGAUACUCCAGCCCCCGGAGCCUCACCCCGUACCCCCUAUUCUGACCCCGUCCCCCCCUUCAGCCUUCCCCACCGUCACCAACGUACGGCAGGACAACGACCGCUACCACCCCAAACCUGUCAUACACGUCCUGUCUACCACACAGAAUAAGGACACGGACCAGCAGCAGAACCAGUCAGAACCCAGUCCGAACAAACAGACCAGUCCCUCGGAGCAGAAAGACCAAGAUCUACAAAGUCGAAAACAGCAGACUCAGGUCUCAAAUCUAGACCUCAACGACAACUACAACAACAAAUCAACAUCGACAAAAUCAGAAUCGGGCCAAAGCCAGACUCAGACUCCCUCCUCGCCCCUCUCCCCGGCUGUUGAAUGUUCCGGUGCUCCUCGGAUCGAGAGGAAGCUGAGCAUCGAGAUUAAAAAGGUGCCGUUACAGGAAGGACCUCGUAGUUUUGACACUUCCUCCUCCAUGGGAGUAGCAGGCGGAAUCGGCAGCAGCUCAGCCAGUAGCGCGGCAGGACUGCAAAGAGCCCACGCCUUCAAAGCCCGCUCGGGCCAUUCCCUGCUGACGUCUAGCUCUUCGCUGUCGGAGGACUCGGGCACAGAGGGCGGAGCGGGUGGAUGUGGGGAGAGUCAUGCCGACGGAGGCGUCCUCGCCAGACCAAACCACCUCCCUGUGAAGGGCGAGAAGGGGGAGACACAAGGAGGGGAGAAAGCGGAGGUGAAGGCCGGCCAUGUGGCGUGGUCUCAGGCCUGCAACAGCCCGGAGAAACAGUUCCCCAAAACCUCCUCCUCUUCCUCCUCCUCAGACCGCGUCGCUCCAUCCUCCUCCUCUUCCUCCCACCUCUCCUCCUCCUCUUCCUCCUCCUCGUCUACUCCCGUUAGAACUGCCCUGAGCUUCACCAACCCCCUGCACUCGGAUAACUCGGACGAGGAGGGGGACGGAGAAAUGUCUGGGGGAAAGGAGGGUUAUCGUACUAAUGUAUCCACAGCGACGGCCAUGGUAACCGCAUCCCCUCACCAUGGAGACCAGCAGCCGGUCCGGAAGGUGGUGCCCAUGUCGAUCGCGGGGCAGAGCUCUCCGUCACCCACUGCAAACUGCUGGGACAGCGAUGACUCCCCUCCCCCCCUCCCUGCGAGAACCCCUGAGUCCUUCCUGCUGGCCACAGACCCUGUGGAGGUGAAAACGUCAGCCUCAGCUGAAUGGAGUGGCUCAAAUAAAGAUGUGUCAGAGUGUGUUAAGAAGAUGUCUCCAGCUGACCCUGCAUCUGCUGGCACCACAGCGACAGACAGCAAGGCAGACCUGGGUGGGGUUCGGUAACCGCUGCAUUCAGCCCAAAGGCCCUCGGGAACCCCCCCUGGAGUGGACGUGAUGGGACGAUCUAUCUGCCCGUCCACCAACAGUGUCCUCCCUAGUCAGGAGAUGGACUCUACCAAUCUCACCUGGCUGGUCCAAAAACCUAGUUGAUAGAUGCUACACAGACAAACAUCACAAUUUUACAUAGAAACACCUUCUGUGUAACUCUGUGCAACACCUCCUCCUCCUCCUCCUCCUCCUCCUCCUCCUCCUCAGUCCUUCCUUCAAAGUGCCACUGUGCAAAGCAGAAGAACACUUACUGGUCAAGUGGUUUUGUCCACAUUUUCCUGUUCAGCUUGCUGAUAUUAGAGGUUUUCACUUCUCUAGACGCUGACCUGGGAUCAGUCUGGUUAUUUUCCUGUUGAUGGUUAAAGAAUAAUUCCUGUUUAUUUCCUGUUUCUAGUGACUUGAGAGUAGAUUAAAAAAGCUCUUAUUUCUCUCUCUGGCUUCACACACAUCAUGAGAAUGUGUGUGACUAAAUGAAUAGAGGUGUAUGUGGAGCCCUUAGGUGUUAAACAGAAAUUUUCUUUCAUGCCAAAUGAGAAAAAAGUAUUUUUUUUCAUCAUAAAUCAGGAAUUAUCUUUAAUCAGAAAAGCUACUGUGGGAAGCUGAUUCCUAUUCCUGAGGUUUAACUCAACUCCCAGACGGUGUCUGCUUCCUCCUACUGAAUGAACAACAAUCUUCAAAGCGAACCUAGAUAAUCUGUUACCCAUGAUGCAACCUUUUCUGUUGGGUAUGUACAGGUUGCCAGGGUACUCUUUCUCUCUGUCUCUUCCUCUCUCCCUCUUUCUGUGUGCUGGUGCUACAUUACAAAGGACCAGCAUAGAAACACAAGUACUCCAGCUGACUGUUACCUGUUCCUCGCCUCCGUUGUGGUCUCCUGUAGGAUUUACUCCUGUAUUAGCUGCAGUCAUGUCAGCUCCAGUACUUUAUGUGUCUAUGCUGCUGACCUCCCUGUUUACCAGAGUCAUGGAUUGAUAGUUUGGUCAUUGCAGUGGUCAGUAGCAGCCAUAUUGGCUCCAGAGUCCUGCUCUGUGGCUUUUAGAGGGAUAGUUCCACAUUUUUAGUUCCUGCUGUGAGUUAGAUGACAAGUUUUACACCACUCUCGUGUAUGUGGAGCUGAAACCUAAAGACGCUUAGCUUAUUUUAGCUUAGCUUAUCAUAAAGGCUGGAAACAUGUAAAUUGUGGUUUUAAAACUUCAGUGUAUGCACAGAGUAAAUAAAUGUGGCAUAAAUUAAACUGUUUUCUCAUUUAUACUCCAGACCAUGUCCUGAGAAUCAGAUUUGGACAUCGUCCGGAGUUUCUCUUUCACAAAUGUAGCAUACAACAAGAAAUGCUCCAUUUGGUUUAGGCAAUGAGGGGUGCCUGGGUAGGGCGUGCAGGAGGUAGGACAUGACGCAGAUUACACCGCAUUCAAGUAGCCAGUUUGUAAUUUGGUCAUAAACAACAGAUUCUCUUGCUGUUCCUUGAAUUUGUCUGACGACUUCAGCUUUGACCCUUACCAACACAAGUCCCUAAAUCUCAUCACUUCUCCAGUUAGACAUUUUUGUUACCAUCUUCGUAUAAAUUACCCUUCAUCUUAACCUUUGGAUGUUUGUUUUCUUCCGAUUUUGUGCAAUCUGCAUGAUGGAAACAUCAUCAAUGCUCCCACUGUGAAUUCUCCGGACACUUGCCAGCUUCACAAAUAGGCUCAGUCGGACAUUAACACAGACUCUAUACAAGGGAGCUGGCAGUUUAAAGUCCGUUUAAUGUCUGAUCCAACUGAUUCGGACAUUUCUGUUCUCACAUACAGCUCCUCCAGGUAAUGUCUAGAUCAGUGGUUCUCAACUGGUCUGGCCAUGGGGUCCAGAUGUCUCCUUAGUCAUUCGUUCUAGGUCCACAUAGGAUAUAUAUUCAGGGUCAUACUAAUGUUUGGCCAUAUUGUCGAGCUAGUUUGCUGUCUCUGUCCAGUUAGUCACUCACUCUCCAGGAGGACACAGCAUUUCAAUAUACUGUACUUAAAGUGUGUUUUUACAAACUUGUCACAUUCACAAGUCACUUGCGGUCCAGUCAGAAUGGACCCGCGACCCACUUUUGGACUGCGACCCACCAGUUGGGAACCACUGGUCUAGAUAAUUACACGUUUGCAGUACAUGUGUGCUUUUUUAGUGAGUUGCUCAGAUGUGGGUAGGUGGACUUUAGUACCUUUGUACAGAGGCAAGCUUGUUACCCUGUUUCCAGUAUUUAUGCUAAGCUAGGCUAACUAGCUGCAAGCUGUACCUUCAUGUUCAAUAGGUCUUUCGAGAUGUGUUUAUCGCAGAUGUCGACAUUGUGGUGCCAUUAAAAAAAUAUAUUUAUUGUGCAGCUCUACUUUAAACAGAGCUAGGCCAGCUUUUCCCCUUAUCUUCAGCAUUUAUGCUAAGCUAAGCUAACCAGCUGCUAGCUGUACGUUCAUGUUUCCUGUACAGACACGAGAGUGGUGUCACUCUUCUCUUCUAACUCACAGGAAAAAAAGCAAAGAUGCAAAGAAAAUGUUGAAGUGUUCCUUUAGAUAUCUUUUAAUUCAGUGGCAGAGGACAGUAAUCACUACGUUGACAUCAUGUGGCGUUAGAAAACAUAGCUGAAUGCAGAGAAACUGAGAAUAGAGAUUAAGGAGUUCUUAACGUCUUACAUCUGAUUUACAAAUGUUUAACCAAAGAGUGAUGUUCCCUUCUCCAAUAAUUCACAAUAGAAAAGAUCACAAAAGAUUAGUUAGAAAAGUCAGAAAAUAGUUAAAACAUACAACAUUUGAAGCUAAGUUUCCAGGAAGUCUGCUUUUGUCAGUCAUAAUGGGGUUAAAUUGACCUUAAAACAAGCCAUUAAUGACCAAACUGAUCAGCUCUGUGACUCUGGCUCUCACUGCUGGGACCAUGAGCCUGCCUUAGUCCGCCUCUCAGAGAAGACAGCCAAUGACAGUCCUCUUUAAUUGCUCUCUUCAGUUCACUUCUCCGUCUAUCGGUGUAUUUCUGCUUCUCUUGGUCGUUAUCGGGACUCAAUUUUGCUGUUUACUUCUUUUUAUUUUCCUCAGCACUGUCUUGUUUUUGUCUUUCUGUUAUUGUACCCUUUGCUUUUUCUGUUGACAGUCUCCAUUUCCUGUUGGAUGAACAACCAUGCAAGUCAUUUUACUCAGUGUUUCAGAGUAGGAAUGUUAGACAUCACCUGAAACUCCUAUGGGACUUGACAGAUUGAGAAAUAGUCUGGCUUCCCGUAACAACCACAGAUGAGACUUGUGUGGUUUUUCAUGCGACGACCAAAUUUAAAAGAAAUCAUACUGUACCUGCCUCUGUAUGUGUGAGACAAUGAUGAUAGGGACCCAGGACUACUGUUUUCUCCUUAUUGUUCUCUGCUAACUUCUCCUUCAUUAGCUACCAUAACUAUACCGUAUAUGCAUUGUUUUAUAAAGAUAAAAAACUGUACAGGGCAGUUUAGGUAUAUAAUAUUUCAGAUUUUUGUUUUUGUUAUUUUAAAUAUUCUUAUUAACAGAAGAUGUAAGAAAGUCAGUGCAUGAUGAUGAUGAUGAUGAUGAUUCCUCCCCUACACAGUGUUUCCCUUCAAACUGUAAAUUAUUCUGCUGCCCUUUGUUCUUUUUUUUUUUUUUUUGCUUCUGGCAAAUAUUUCAGGGUUGUUUUUAUUUUUAUGUUCGAGUUAUAUGCUUACAAAGAUUGAGAAAUUCUUGUUUUAAUUGGUUGGCAGAGGAAAAGUGUCGACUGCCAGCUGGCCCCCUUUCAGAUAGCUACAACGGGCUUUGAAUAAGAUUGUAAUAAUAAUAUUAAUGACAAUGAUAAUAAUAAUAAUAAUGGUCGUUUUUUGUAAAUGGUAUUUUAAAAGUUAUUUUUGUAUACGCGGUUGUUUGUUGCGUCACAAGUCCACUGCUCAAACCCCCCCCCCAACUCCUCUCUUUGCUUCUCACAUACUCUCCUUUCACCUUCGUCUUUUUAUUUUUUACAUUUAUUAUUUUUUUCCCCACAUGUUUUGAUUUCUUCCUUUCUGUCUCUCGGCUCUUUUAAUGUAGAACAUGCAACAGAGAUGGAUCUCCUGCUCUGGACAAGGAGCAUCUCAUUAUUUUUUGCUUCCUUAGUACUUCCCCUGCUGUUUUCUCUCUUUCAUCCCCCUUGCCUCCCACCCUGUCUCUGCCUUUUUAAUUUUUAAAAGGCUGCCGAUUUCAACAUGUCUGUGUGCCAGCACUUUAAAGGGGACCUAUUAUGCUCAUAUUCGGGUUCAUACUUGUAUGUUGGGUUUCUGCCAGAACAUGUUUACAUGCUUUAAUGUUCAAAAAUCACUUAAUUUUCGUCACACUGUCUGUGCUGGAACACCUCUGUUCACCCUCUGUCUGAAACACUCCGUUUUAGCGCCGGUAUCUUUAAGCCGAGGCUGCUCUGAUUUGUAUUUCUGUUCUGUAUUUCAGUGUCUCUGCGCCUUCAUUGCAGCUGGGGAAUGACUGUAACAGAGAAUAGCAGCACCUCCUGCCGUGAAAAAUCACCAAUAAAAGCUUCUAAACACAACCAGGCAUGUUCCAGCGGGAAUAUGACCUUGACCACCAAGAUUACAUGUUUCCCUGAUGUUAGCAUGUGGCUACAUGUAGCAGUGUAUUUGCAAUUGGGAAAUGACGGUGUACAGUCGCACUUUCACCCAUUAAAAUCAACGAAAAAAAGCUUCUACACACAACUGGACAUGUUCCAGCAGAAAUAUGAUCUCAAAUCAGGAAGAAUUUAAUAACAUCAGCAACUAAGAUUACAAGUUUUUCUGGCGUUAGCAUGUUGCUACACAUACACAUGUAUUUGCAGUCGGGAAAUUACUGUGUAUGUUCGCACUCUCCACUGUUGAAAUCAAUGAAAAAAGCUUCGAAAUACAACUGGAAGUGUUCCAACAGAAAUAUGAUCUAUCAUUGGGAAGAAAUUAACAACAUACACAACCUAGAUUACAAGUUUCCCUGUCGUUAGCAUGUGGCUACAUGUAGCAAUGCAUUUGCAGUGGGGAAAUAAGUGUGUUUAGUUGCAUUUUCUCACAUUAAAUUCAUCAUUAAAAGAUUAUAAACUCAACUUGACAUUUUCCAGCAGGUUUGCCUGACGUUAGCAUGCAGCUACAUGUAGCAGUGUAGGCUACAUCAUGUAGAUACCUGCAUUAGCGAGCUUGAAGCAGAUGACCGUAUAAUAAAAUCCAUCACGAGCGGACGUAGCUUGUCUUGAAAGUAGAAAAAAUCGUUAACAGUAUUCAGAACAGUCUUAAAGCUGAGGUUUUUGCCCACAGUGAUUACUUUAGCAGACGUUUACCUCUUUAUUUAAAACAUUUAAUACAAACAUUGACAUUGUAACUAUAUAUAUGACAGAAGAUGAGGAAAAACAUAACGGGUCCCCUUUAAGUGAUCCAUCUCUAAAUUGUUGGCGGUUGAAAGUAACAAAAUCCGACGUAAACUGACUAUUAGACAUGCUGGGAAAAACUGUCUUUUAAUCGUUAUCAUUUGUUUCUCCAAUACUCCAUUUCUUUCUUUCUGUUUUAUUUACGUGACCCCUUCACAUGCACACUCGCCUCGAUCUCAGAAAAGAGCCCACCUGUGCCUUUAAGUGAGAGCCCGCCCCUCCCCCCCUUUUCCUUCUCUCCUCCAAUCAUCGUUAGCGGCGUGAGCGUGAGCGAUGUGAUUCGCUGCUGCUUGCUCAUUGCCUCCUGUGGGACUCUCGUUCAGCCCGCCCCCUCAGACACACACAUACACACACACACACACACACACACCUUGUGUCCCUCUUUCCACACACACAAACAUAAACACACACAAAAUGUUUGUAUGUUGCAGAAAUCAAUCAGUAAAAAUGAACAUUAAGUAAA
This is a messenger RNA of Epinephelus lanceolatus (giant grouper), 8916 nucleotides long. RefSeq names its product protein tyrosine phosphatase non-receptor type 12 (gene ptpn12). Gene Ontology annotation, cellular component: cytoplasm; nucleus. Gene Ontology annotation, biological process: protein dephosphorylation. Gene Ontology annotation, molecular function: non-membrane spanning protein tyrosine phosphatase activity. The record is from RefSeq and is a predicted model, not a curated record. Lineage: Eukaryota; Metazoa; Chordata; Actinopteri; Perciformes; Serranidae.